CCGGUUCCACCGCGCCCCAAGCCACCCCCAGUCGCACCACCAGUUGUCCCGGCGCCACCCCGCCCACAGCCACCACCUGUGGCACCACCAGUUGUCCCGGCACCACCCCGCCCGCUGCCGCCACCAACCCCCGUCACUCCCCCAUCGCCUCCCUCGCCGACCCCCAACACUGUCAUCAUUAUCGUGUUCGUCUCGCUCGGCGGCCUCCUCUUCCUCGCAUUCCUCGCGGCUGCUCUCUUCUGUUUCCUUAAGAAGAAGAAGAAGAAGAAGAUGGUCCAAGAGAAUGAUGUUGUGAACGUCGAGGACCGCGUACGCGUCCAUGAAACCAUAGUUUCAGGCCCCCACGGUCCACAAGUGCUGGCCCUGGCGGUCGACGAAGAUAUCAGAGUUCAGGAAGUAAUGAAGAAGAACGAAUUCGCCUGCGAAGCCUCGGGCACCAAGCUAGGAGUGGAAGCAGCUGGAACAAACAAGGGGGGAGUUGCAGUUCCUCCUGGCUCUAAGCGCCACCACCUUCUUGAGCACAAGGGCUAGCAAAGCCGCAUGCAUGGUUAAUUGCCAAAGCUUGGCCGAGAAAGAGGUUGUGGUACUUUUAAUAAGGACCUGUACGUGGUUCAAUGGUGUGCAUGGAGAGUGUUGCCGGUGUUCCUUUUACUUGUUCAACUCAUCAGAAUAAGAUGCCUUGUUGGAAAUAAU
Molecule: messenger RNA, 693 nt
Organism: Elaeis guineensis (African oil palm)
Lineage: Eukaryota; Viridiplantae; Streptophyta; Magnoliopsida; Arecales; Arecaceae
Biological process (GO): plant-type secondary cell wall biogenesis
Source: RefSeq, a predicted model, not a curated record